AUGGCGACCGCCGCUGCCCCCGACUCUUCGCUCCUCUCUCUCCUCUACCGCUCCUACCCUAACGUUAUCUCCCCCGAUGCCACCGAGCCCGAUUACCUCCACGCCACUCCCAAGAUCUUCUCCCAGACCUCUUACGGCGAGGCCGAGGAGGCCGAUGUCAAGCAAUGGCUCAACACUGUCACCGGCUUAAAGAAUGCUCUAGCCCAGGAUGAAAAGCCCGUGAUCGAGAGCAUCCUGGCUCAGCUGAACACCCACCUGGCCACCCGCACUACCCUGCUCGGCGCGAAGCCCUCGGUCGCCGAUGUUGCCAUCUACGCUCUGGUUGCCCCGCUGGUCGAGAAAUGGUCGCCUGAGGAGCGCACCGGUGAGAAAGGAUACCACCACAUCGUUCGUCACAUCGACUUCAUCCAGAACUCCAAGGUUUUUUCUCUGCAGAUCCCCGAGGAGGAGAAGGUUAUCAUUGACGUGGACGACGUUCGUUUCGUGCCCAAGCCCAUCGACCCCAAGGAGGAAAAGGAGCGCAAGAAGCGCGAGAAGGCCAAUGCCCAGAACCCCGAGGCUGCUGCCGAGAAGCCUCUUGUCGUUGGCCAAGGCAAGCCCGGCAAGGAUCAGAGCAAGCCCGCCGAGGCUGCCGCCAAGGAGAAGGCUCCCAAGGCUCCCAAGCCUGCUCCUGCUCCUGCUGCUCCCCCCUCGCCCUCAAUUAUCGACCUGCGUGUCGGCCACAUCCUGCGCGCUAUCAACCACCCCAAUGCCGACUCCCUCUUCGAGACCGGCAAGACUGUCCGUACUGUCUGCUCCGGUCUUAACGGCCUGGUUCCCCUGGAGGAGAUGCAGGGCCGCAAGAUUGUUGCUGUCUGCAACCUGAAGCCCGUGACCAUGCGUGGCAUCAAGUCCGCAGCCAUGGUUCUGGCUGCUUCUCCCCGUGUCCCCGAGGGCGGUGAUGCCCACGCCGGUCCCGUUGAGCUCCGUAUCACCUUCCAAGGCUGGUCCGAGGGUGAGCCCGAGAAGCAGCUCAACCCCAAGAAGAAGGUCUGGGAGACCUUCCAGCCUGGAUUCACCACCAACGGUGACCUUGAAGUCUGCUUCGAUAGCAGCGCUGUCCCCGCUGUCGCCGGCCAGGACAAGCCCGCCAUUGGAAAGUUGGCAACUGCCUCUGGUGUCAUCUGUACCGUCAAGUCCCUGAAGGACGCUACUGUGCGGUAA
Molecule: messenger RNA, 1203 nt
Organism: Penicillium waksmanii
Lineage: Eukaryota; Fungi; Ascomycota; Eurotiomycetes; Eurotiales; Aspergillaceae
Product: putative cofactor for methionyl- and glutamyl-tRNA synthetases
Exons: 4
Coding region: 1-1203 (400 amino acids)
Cellular component (GO): methionyl glutamyl tRNA synthetase complex
Molecular function (GO): tRNA binding
Source: RefSeq, a predicted model, not a curated record